Aegilops tauschii subsp. strangulata is the source of this 1557-nucleotide messenger RNA. RefSeq lists its product as uncharacterized. The record is from RefSeq and is a predicted model, not a curated record. Lineage: Eukaryota; Viridiplantae; Streptophyta; Magnoliopsida; Poales; Poaceae.
CCUCUCGAGUCUCGAUGCAUGCUUAGGUUCGAUCGAUGCUAAUUUUGAAGUCUUCUUCUCCAUUCCCCUGAACAAAGCUAGUCUUCUUCUCCAUCCCACCCUAGCUACCUCCUCUGCUCUGCUCCUCCUUCACAUCACAACACAGCAUUCAGGUUCUUCGUGUUAUUUCUUGUGUCACCCAGCAUCCAUCCAUCCAUCCAUCUUCUCCGGUGGUUUUUCCGUGGUGAAUAUACAUACACAUAUGUACAUAGAGUGACCGGGGAUGAACGUGAAAGCAAGCCCGGUCCUGACGGCGCUGUUCGCAGCGGCGAUCGGGUUCUUGGUCGGCAUUUCUUUUCCUGUGGACAUCACACCAAAGCUUCAGUGUGGCAUCCUGCCUUGGAGCAGCAGCGGUGGCGCUAUGAACUGCAGCUUAUGGGGGGACUAUGGGGGGCACAGCAGCACGCUUGGCAGACUAUGGGGGGCGCCGUUCAGGAAUAGCAACAAUGGUUCCCCAAAUGCCACCAGUUCAGCGCCGACUGUAGAGGUUGCAGCAGCAAAACCUCAAGGCUCGGAGACGCGGCUGCCUCCGGGGAUCGUUGUCCCGGAGUCUGAUCUUCACCUGCGCCGGCUCUGGGGGUCCCCGAGAGAGGACAGCGCGACUGGCAAGUACCUCCUCGCGCUCGCGGUAGGGUAUGGCGAGAGGGCCAACGUCAAUGCAACUGUUCACAAGUUCUCGGACAACUUCGACAUCGUGCUGUUCCACUACGACGGCCGCACGACGGAGUGGGACGAAGAGUUCGAGUGGUCCAAGGAGGUCGCUCAUGUCAGUGCCAGGAAGCAAACCAAAUGGUGGUUCGCCAAGAGGUUCCUGCACCCGAGCAUCGUGGCGCCCUAUGACUACGUGUUCGUGUGGGACGAGGACCUCGGCGUCGACAACUUCGCCGCGGAACCGUACCUGGACAUCGUGAGGAGGCACGGGCUGGAGAUCUCGCAGCCGGGGCUGGACAUGACCGAGGGGUCGGCGCCGAUGUACGACAUCACCGCCAGGAAAAACGGCAGCGAGAUGCACAAGACAGAUGCAGGGGGCGAGCACUGCUGGGACGUGCACAAGCGGCCCUGCAGCGGGUUCGUGGAGAUGAUGGCGCCGGUCUUCUCGAGGGACGCGUGGAGAUGCGUGUGGCACAUGAUCCAGAAUGACCUUGUCCAUGGAUGGCCUAUCGACUCCUAUUUCUGGAGAUGUGUCGAUGAUCCCGAAGAGCAGAUAGGCGUCGUAGACGCGCAGUAUGUUGUCCAUCAUGCAGUCCCGACGCUCCAGGGCGAGGUGGUUGUCUGGUGUUUCUUGGCGACAAAGAAAAGACAGGAGGCCGUUUUGAGGUAAGAGCGCGUCAAUUUGAGGAGCUGGAGGCCUUUAACUCUAGGUUUGCCAAUGCGGACAAGGAACUCGCCAACAGAUCGCCAUCAACACUAAACUAGUUUACAUAAUUGAUUUCAAGAGGAUAAACCCUAGUUUUUAUCAGCCAAAAUUUUGGAAUGUAAUUAUUAUUUUCUCAUUAAUCAAUAUAGUUUUUAUAGGAA